AUGGUCCAGCCAGGUGAUGACGGCCAGAAGCUGACCACCCUCUCAACCUUCAACCCCCAGUUCACAUAUCCACUUUUCGGAGAUGAGGAAUCGAUCUUUGGCUAUAAAAAGCUGAAUAUCAAGCUUCGAUUUGCGGCGCAUGACCUCCAAUCACACGUUCAGAUCUCGUACAAUGAGAAGUUCAAGCAGGUAGAGGAUAUAAAAGCUGCUGACCUCCUUGGGAUCCUCAAACCGUGUCUUCCAGAGGUUUCAUUUUCGACCAUCGAUGAGUUUAAGAAGCGUAUAAACGAGGGGGAUGCGGCGAGCUUUACACCCCCAGGCAAGCUCGUUCAUAGCUAUUCGAGAGAUGAUAAAGACUAUGAGAUAUGGGCGGGCUCCCUGGCCGAUCCAGAAGUACGCAAGACUCUGGAUAGGAUACAGAUCUUCGUGUCGUUCUUCAUCGAAGGUGGAACCCCCAUUGAAACAGACGACUUUGACUGGACUCUGGAAAGAUGGAUAAUAUAUUUUGUAUACGAAAAGCAAAAAGAGCCAUCUAGCCCAAAAGCAUCAAGGUACUCCUUUGCAGGAUACGCAACCACAUACAGAUGGUACUUUUUCCAUCCUCAAUCAUCGAAUGCUGCAAAGUUGGCAUACGAGGCCCAGAAAACGGAGGCUUUCGAUUCAUUCCCAGUCUCAAAGAUACCCGCGCGUUUACGCAUUGCUCAGUUCCUCAUUAUUAAACCACAUCAGCACGCUGGUCAUGGAUCCCAGCUCUAUCGCACAAUUCAAAAAGCCUGCCUUGAGGACCCUACCAUCUUCGAACUUACCAUCGAGGAUCCAAACGAGUCAUUUGAUGCACUUCGAGACUCAAACGACUACCACACGUUAAAACCAGAAUUCUCUAAACAUAAUAUUACAAUCAACGCCAACCCCAUCCCAAACACUACCCCUGGAAGCUCCUCUUCUCAACCUCCAAAACAUCCCCGCGUCAUGCCAACCUCUCUGCUAAUCCCUACAAAAACCCUUGAUGAUCUCAGGCAAGAGUUCAAAAUCGCCCCUACUCAAUUCGCCCAUCUGGUUGAGAUGUAUCUUCUUAGCCAGAUACCUCAGUCCCACCGUGGGGCGGAAAACGUCAACAUGACUCGUCUUACAACGCAGAAGUCUCGACUGCAGAAUGAGCAUGAUAGACGGUAUUAUUGGUGGCGCAUGCUUGUUAAGCAGCGAUUGUACAAACGACACCGUGAUAUGUUAAUACAGAUUGAUAAGGAUGAACGGGUAGUCAAACUUGACGAGACGCUGCAGAACGUGGAAGAAGGGUAUGAUGUUCUGCUGAAGGCGUUUGAUGAGCGGGCUUCAAAGGUAUCAGGCAAUGGGAAGGGUAAGGACCGAGAAGCCGAUGAUAACGAGGAUGGGAAUGAGGCUUCCGCCUCUGCGACUAAAAUGCGCUCAAAGAGGAAGUUCACUGUUGAAGAUGACGAUGAUGAGAUGGAAGAUGCCCCGUCGGCGAAGAAUAGAGGUGGGAAGAAGCCAAAGGUCUAA
Molecule: messenger RNA, 1518 nt
Organism: Trichophyton benhamiae CBS 112371
Lineage: Eukaryota; Fungi; Ascomycota; Eurotiomycetes; Onygenales; Arthrodermataceae
Exons: 3
Coding region: 1-1518 (505 amino acids)
Biological process (GO): subtelomeric heterochromatin formation
Cellular component (GO): nucleus
Molecular function (GO): histone H4 acetyltransferase activity
Source: RefSeq, a predicted model, not a curated record